Molecule: messenger RNA, 3903 nt
Organism: Entrophospora candida
Lineage: Eukaryota; Fungi; Glomeromycota; Glomeromycetes; Entrophosporales; Entrophosporaceae
Source: the annotation of a GenBank genome assembly
AUGCUUUUAGAAGUAAUUCAAAUCAUCAUUGUAACCUCAAGUUUCAUUAUCAUAUUAUUAAAAUUUAAUAAACAAAGCUCAGAUUAUGACUUUUUAGAUGAAUCUGGCGAUACCUUUGUUGGUACCUCACGUUUCUCGACUCUAAAGAGAGAUGUUUUUAAAUUAGUUUUUAUAUUGCUUCAAACCGGCUUGUACACGUUUCUAUUUUUUUGGGAUUUUAAGAAUGACGAGGAAAGCACCAGAUUGUCACAGGACGCAAUGUUUACAUUUUAUUGGCUUUACUCGACUAUAAUAUCGAUAAUUGCUCUUAAGACAAGUUCAAGAAAAUUGCGAUGGGUUAUCAACAUCAUUCUGACAAUAAUUUUUACUGUAGCUACUAUGUUAUCCCUUUUGCAAAUGAGAAGAAUUUUUUUAAUAGAAUCAAAUGAUGCGGAACACACAAAGAUACAAAUAUCAAUAGCUGUUUGCAAUUUAAUAUUAUCAAUAUUAUUGACAUCCAUAUCUAUUACGACGCCUAGAGGGCCAAAAUUAAUGCAUGGUGAAAGACCAGUUAGUGGAAUUGUUUAUUGUUCAAUAUGGGAUUUCCUAACAUUUUCGAUGAUUUCGCCAUUAAUAAAUAAGGCAUCAAAAGGUCCACUCAAAGAUUCUGAUCUUGAAGAACUUCCAUUUGCUAAUCGAGCCUUGUCUCUUUACAACAUGGAUGUUGGUCGUAUAUCCGAAUUUGCUACUUGGUGGAGUACUGGUUGUAUUGAUUCACCAAUUGAGUUGAUUGUUGGACUCUAUUUCUUGUAUAAAUUAUUGGGUGUUUCAUGUUUAUUAGGGUUAUUGGUACUAGUAAUAACAUUACCUAUUAAUCAUUUUACGGCGAAGCGUUAUGCAAAAACUCAAGACAAUCUAAUGAAAACAAGAGAUCGUAGAAUUAAUUUAAUGAAUGAACUUCUUCAAGGGAUAAGAAUGAUCAAAUUUUUAGGCUGGGAUAAAAAAUGGGAGGCUCGUGUUUUAGAUGCACGUGGUGAAGAGCUUGUACAGUUGAAAAAAAAUUUCAUUUACCUGUCAAUUUUUGAUUUGUUAUGGGCAGCAUCGCCAGCUCUUGUGUCGGUUAUUUCAUUUAUUGCAUAUACAAAAAUCAUGGGAAAUGAACUUACAGUCUCUAUAGCAUUUACAUCAAUUUCGUUGUUUAAUGAACUAAGAUUCGCAUUUAAUGUUAUACCUGAAUUUGUUAUGGAAUUAUUUCAAUGCUUAAUUAGUGUCAAUAGAAUUGAGAAAUUCUUAGAAGAAGAUGAGAUAGCCAUUUCAAAUGAAAAUUAUACAAGUAUUGAAAACAAGAUAGCUUUUGAAAAUGCAACUGUUACCUGGAAUAAGAAUAAGGCCACUAAGGAAACCGAAACCAAUGAAAAUGUUGCACCGAUUUUCACAAUCAACGAUUUAAAUAUUGAAUUUCCCAUGAAGGAAUUAAGCAUAAUAUGUGGACCAACUGGUUCAGGAAAGACGUUACUAAUGAUGUCAUUAUUAGGAGAAUCUAAUAUUAUCAAUGGCAAAAUAUUUUGUCCACGUUAUAAGAUGGAGCAAACCGAUACAGGACUCAGUUCAUCUAAUUGGAUUAUCGAAAAUAGUACUGCGUAUGUAGCACAACAAGCCUGGCUUCAAAAUGCAGCAAUUCGUGACAACAUUUUAUUUGGCCUGCCCUACAAUGAGUCUCGUUAUAAGCAAGUCAUUAAGAUGUGUGCAUUAGAAAAAGAUUUUCAGAUUUUUGAAGAUGGCGAUAUGACAGAAAUUGGUGAAAAGGGAAUAACACUUUCUGGUGGUCAGAAACAACGUUGCUCUUUAGCGAGAGCAGUUUAUUCAAGAGCUCAGAUUAUCUUUAUAGAUGAUGUUCUUAGUGCUGUAGAUGCUCAUACUGCUAAACAUCUUAUGAACGAAUGUAUAUUAGGACCAUUGAUGAAGGGUCGAACUCGAAUUCUCGUUACACAUCACGUUGGAUUAUGCUUAUCUGGUGCUUCUUAUCUGGUUGCUAUUAAUAACGGAAAAAUUACGGCAUCAAGCAGUGUUUCUGAUCUGAUUAAUACUGGUCAAUUGGCUACUGUUUUGGAGGAAUCGGAUAGCCGAGGAGCAUAUGAUGAUAUUAUUGAAUUGGCAGCAGAAAAUUUUGAUAAAGAAAAUGCAAAUAAAGAUUCAUCGCGUAUAAUUGAAUUAUCAACAGCUUCUUCAACGACAACGACUCUGAUAAAUGCAGAUGCUGGAGAUAAUAAUGAAGAGUCAAUACAGCAUAAUUAUAAACCCAAAGUGUUGGUAGAAGAAGAAAAACGACCUACAGGCGUUGUUAGAUUAAAAAUUUACAAAACUUAUUUUCGUGCAAAUGGGUUCAUCAUAUUUUGGUUGAUAGUAGCUCUUCUCUUUAUUUUUACGAGGGUAUCGCAAGUUGCAGAAAGUGUGUGGUUAAAGGUAUGGGCCAUGUCUUCCACUAAUGAUCAGAAAAUGAAUGUCACUACUAUUUUACCCUUCAUUUCACUGCCUGACUCGAGCUUGAUCGGAGAAAAAACUUUGCAUGUUUAUGAGAAACACAGCGUUGAAUAUUAUUGUGGGAUUUAUGUUUUAAUAACAUUUUCAUCGAUUUUGAUUGGAUUUGCACGUUUUUGCUGGCUGUACUUUGGAUCAUUGAGAGCCUCUAGGAGAUUGUACAGAAUUUUACUUCAUCAAAUUAUCCGUGCACCAUUAAGAUUUUUUGAUACUACCCCUGUUGGAAGGAUUCUUAAUAGGUUCAGCAAAGAUUUUGAAACAAUAGAUGACAGGCUUAUAAGUGAUCUAGCUUGGUUUCUAAGCAACGUUAUUAUGAUGUUUAGCACUGUAAUUGUAAUAGUCUCCAUUACAAAAGAACUUGUUAUUGCAUCUAUACUUUUCGGAGCUUCAAGAGAUCUUAAACGAAUGGAUUCUGUGAUAAGAUCGCCUUUAUACACACAUUUCACUGAAACCAUAAUUAAAGUUGAUGCCGGAUUGGCCGGAUUGUCGUUGUCAUUUGCGAUGAAUUUUACUGAACAAAUAAUGUGGAGUGUGAGGAAGUAUACUUCAUUGGAAAUGAGUUUGAAUUCGGUGGAAAGAUAUCAUGAAUUCACUGAAAUUCCUCAAGAGGCGCCAGAAAUAAUUGAACCAAGGCCUCCAGCUAGUUGGCCACAUGAUGGAGCUAUUGAUGUACAAAAUCUGGAGGUUAGAUAUGCUCCUGAUUUAGAACCUGUAUUGCAUCAUAUCUCUUUUUAUAUAAAAGGUUGUGAAAAGGUUGGACUUGUUGGAAGAACCGGAUCUGGAAAAUCAACUAUAGCUUUAUCUUUAUUUCGGUUUAUUGAACCAUCAGAUGGGCAAAUUUUAAUUGAUGGAAUUGAUAUAUCAUCAAUUGGUAUUGAAGAUCUAAGAUCUAGAAUCACCAUUAUUCCUCAAGAUCCAAUACUUUUUUCAGAUUAUCAAGAUGAAGAAAUUUAUGAAUCUUUAAGACGUGUUCAUUUAUUACCAUCAUCUGAAUCGAAUCAAGAUUUCACUUUGUCAGGGGAUAAUAUUAAUGUAUUUAAAAAUUUAGAUACUCCUAUUAGUGAAGGAGGAAAAAAUCUUAGUCAAGGGCAAAGACAAUUAUUAUGUUUAGCAAGAGCUUUAUUGAGAAGAUCAAGAAUAAUAUUAAUGGAUGAAGCUACAGCGAGAACGGAAUUUUUGGAUUGCACAAUAUUAUGUAUUGCGCAUCGUUUACGAACUGUUAUUGAUUAUGAUAAGAUAUUAGUUAUUGACCAUGGAAAAGUAAUAGAAUAUGACAGCCCAUCCAAUUUAAUAUUGGAUUCAAAUUCACUUUUUCAUCAAAUGUGUCAAAGUUCUGGUGAAUUUGAUUUAUUAAUGACAUUAUGUUUAAAGAAAGGCGAUAACUAA